GAACUCGUCUGAGCCUACAGGUUUGGCGUCGGGCUCUACCAAUGGACCUGGAUGGGAGAAUCUUCCCAUGUCUCAAAUCAUUCGAGCAACUUCUGACGGCACUAAAGAUGUCGACUCCGACGGUCCGAGUCGUCUCCAAGUCCGUGCUACUAGUAGUACCAGCUCCCCCGGCCUCCCGUCCGCGCCUUCUACAGUGGUAUCAGGACCUCAGAGGUUAGGCACGGAAAAAUGGCAGAGUUGGCGAGCUGCGUAUGAGGCUCGUGCUUGGAGGCAGAUGUACGAUAGAGUACGAACGUAUCAUUGGUUCUGGCUGUGUGUGGGAUACGUGGCGGUGUGCUUGGCCAUCAUUCUGCCUCUCACUCAUAGCUUGGAAGCGCAGAGCCUCGUGCGGUUGGACCUUCCAGUGGAGGAUGUUAACGCAACUAUCGGUGUUUCGGCUGAGCCCGCAUUCCAUCUCAUUUAUUGUCACUGUGAUGACUGACUUCGGUGCCGCUGAAAGCUAUAUGAACAUCACCGAUGUGUGUGGAAACUUCUCAGAAAGUCCGACCCCAUUGCGGACGGUCAUGGCAGUAACGCCCGCGCGGGCGCCGCUCUACCCCUUCGACUCGUAUUCUACGUCGUUUAGUCUGUGGGCAGUGAACGAUGACGGUAGCCCCGCAGGCUUUGGCAUCGACUACAUAAAUGGGUUUACACCAGGCUUUACUACACGUUUGGAUGUGUAUUACUCACAGCCCAACGAUAUCUACUACGCAGCGGUCGUAAUUACACGAAGCACCGCCGUCCGCGCGUAUGUUGUGGCAGUAGUCGUCGCGAUCUGGCUCGUAAGCCUUACGUUCCUUACCAUCUGCAUCUCCGUGAUAUUCCUCGGGCGGACGGUGAGAGCGGAAGUUCUGGUCGCCCCGAUCGCAUCCGUCUUUGCCUUCACGGGCUUACGGGGCAGUCUGCCGGGUGCACCAACGGAUUUCAGCGCUGCAAUCGACAUUAUGGGUACAUUGCCUUGCCUAGCGCUUUUGGCAUUCUCCGCGGUGCUCUUGACAGGAGUUUUCCUGUUUCGUGACCCCGAAAAAAGCAGACAUGGUCUACAACCAAGAGACAUGGAAAGUGGUCUUACGGAUCCGCAAGGUCGUGAACAGGAACUGCUGAAGCAAUUACUGCAGGGAGUGAUUGCGGAGCAGGCGGUCCUCAAGCAGCUAUUAGAUGCGGUUCUCGCGGCACAGCCGGCUCGCUUUGUCGGGGAAUGA
Molecule: messenger RNA, 1241 nt
Organism: Gloeophyllum trabeum ATCC 11539
Lineage: Eukaryota; Fungi; Basidiomycota; Agaricomycetes; Gloeophyllales; Gloeophyllaceae
Exons: 10
Coding region: 252-1241 (329 amino acids)
Source: RefSeq, a predicted model, not a curated record